Molecule: messenger RNA, 1149 nt
Organism: Capronia coronata CBS 617.96
Lineage: Eukaryota; Fungi; Ascomycota; Eurotiomycetes; Chaetothyriales; Herpotrichiellaceae
Exons: 2
Coding region: 1-1149 (382 amino acids)
Molecular function (GO): oxidoreductase activity, acting on the CH-OH group of donors, NAD or NADP as acceptor; NAD binding
Source: RefSeq, a predicted model, not a curated record
AUGGCCAACAACUCGAAGACCACGUCUUUCUUCCAGAACCCACCCCCCCUACCACCCGGCAGGGCCCAACACCACAUUGUCGUGCUGGAAGCGAUACACUGCGUCAUGCCGGCGUUCUCCUUCACGCACACGAUCGAGCUGCACCCGCGCACCGACCCGGCCCAGGUAGCGGAGCGCAUCAAGGACGCGACGAUCGUGAUCGCGUGCGUCGUGCCCGUGACGCCGCGCGACAUGGACCACGCGCCGCACCUGGGCAUGCUGGCCGUCAUGGCCGUCGGGCUCGGCUGGGUCGACAAAGACGACUGUGCGCGCCGCGGCGUCACCGUGACCAACUGCGUCGCGGGCAACGUCGACGCCGUGGCCGAGCAUUUCCUGGCCCUGUACUUCGCGGCUCGCAGACAGGUCGUGCGCGUCCAUAACUCGGUCACCGCCUCGACCGAGUGGCGCGACCAGGGAACGCUGACCAAGGCCUUUUGGUCCGGUCCUCCGAUAGGCUGUGGCCAGGAAACCCUGGGGAUCAUGGGCUACGGCGCGCUGGGGCAGAAGAUCGAAAAGCUCGCAAGGGCAGUUGGGUUUGGUGAGGUGUUGAUCAGUGAGAGGAAGAAUGUUGGCCAGAUUGGCAAUGGCAACAUCAAUACCACCACAAACACCACCACCACCACCACCACAAACACAAUCAGAGACGGAAGAGUGUCCUUUGCCGAAAUCAUCAGACAAGCCACAACCAUCUGCGUGUGUCUUCCUAAGGAGAAUGACACGGUCGAUCUCACCGCCGAGCCGGAAUUGCGAGCGAUGCGUCCUGACGCGCUGCUCAUCAAUAUGGCUCGUGGAGGUAUCGUGAAUGAGGCAGCCCUUGCCAAAGCCUUGAGGGAGGGCUGGAUCGCCUGUGCUGCCACUGAUGUCCUCGAGAUCGAGCCGGCCUGGCCUGGGUCCGGCCCGUUGACGCCGGAUCUGGCAAAAGGGGAGGAAUCUGCCGUGCCGAAUUUGACUAUUUCCUCGCACAUCGCUUGGUACACGCAAUCCACGAUCAAGAACUACCAACGUCUCCUGAAAGAAGGCAUCGAGGGCUGGGUCGCGGGGUCGUUGCAGGAGACUCCUGACCAAGUCAACAAGGUUGUGGUCGUGCAUGGCGGCAGAAUCUGGAGAUGA